Seriola aureovittata is the source of this 4274-nucleotide messenger RNA. It is a transcript of the gene rnf11b, whose product is annotated as ring finger protein 11b. Bases 460 to 924 code for a protein of 154 amino acids. The record is from RefSeq and is a predicted model, not a curated record. Lineage: Eukaryota; Metazoa; Chordata; Actinopteri; Carangiformes; Carangidae. The transcript has 3 exons.
ACCACCUUUGUCGUUGUUGGGCAGCUGCAACCUGGAAAGUCCCUGACAGCCGGGGAGGUUCACUGCGGCUUGCGGUUUCAAUUAAAUGAGGGAUAUUACAUUUCUUCGCCUCGCUACCUCUGCGGAUGAAAAACUCUGUAAGGUUUUUCAGUCGUGGUUUUAUUUUAAUUAGCUAAACGAGUGCUAGAUGCUCCCCUGCGAGUGCUAGCUUGUGUUAGCAGGCUAGCUCUUUGUGUGGCUAGCUGCUAGCUGAGGGAUGUUUUGUUGUUGUUGAAACGGGCAGCCCUCCCGUCGUCUGGGAGAGGAGAUUCAUCAGCUGUGUAUGGAAAAAGCGGCUCCUCGACGCCUUCUCAUCCACUGACAUUAACUGCGAAAGUGGCCCGUGAAGCCCGCCGUUAGCAAAGCGACACCGAAAGAGAGAGAGAGAGAGAAGGAAGAGUUUGACCGACGAGGAGGGAGAUGGGAAACUGUCUGAAAUCCCCGACCUCGGAUGAUAUUUCUUUGCUACAUGAAUCUCAGUCGGACCGGGCCAGCUACGGAGACGGUGCUGACCCCGACCAAGAGCCACCGCCCCCCUAUCAGGAGCAGAUCCAUGUGCCUGUCUACCACCCAACACCCAGCCAAGCACGACUGGCCACUCAGCUGACAGAGGAAGAGCAGGUUCGCAUCGCCCAGCGUAUCGGGCUCAUCCAGCACCUCCCGAAGGGCGUGUAUGACCUAGGGCGGGAUGGCUCUGAGAAGAAGAUCAGAGAGUGCGUCAUCUGUAUGAUGGACUUUGUUUAUGGAGACCCCAUCCGGUUCCUGCCCUGCAUGCACAUUUACCACAUGGACUGUAUAGAUGACUGGCUGAUGAGAUCCUUCACCUGCCCCUCCUGCAUGGAACCUGUGGACGCCGCGCUGCUUUCCUCCUACGAGACCAACUGACACAAACAGACACACACAUGCACACAAACGCACGCACGCACGCACGCACGCACGCACGCACGCACACACACACACACACACACGCACCCACCCACACACACACACACACAUAUCCCCACAGACACCUGUGGCCCAGACUGGGCACACACACAUACAGUAUGCACACUGUAUCCUGGAUUAGUAAAGUGGGGAUAUGAAAGCAGUGAUCAUGUAGAAUUAUGGUGACCUCUCAUGUUUGUGUGUGUUUGUGUGCGUGCAUGUGUGCGUGCGUGCGUGUGUGUUUGUGCACAUACACAAGUUCCUCAGUUGGCCUGCUGGACAGGAUUGCAUCUGGGAAAGGACAGAGUGCUUGUGUUAAGGACGAGCAGGAAGUAGCUUGAUGGAGGAAAAGAACAAAAGACGAGAGCUGACAAGGGGGGAGUGUGAUAAUACAAGAGUAAAGGGAAGUCACGGGGAAUGGAUGACGGUUAACUGGUAUGGUUAAGAAACUGCUUUUGUGAAUGUGACUACACAUGAAAGCAUACCCAGUCUCUCACUUCCUUCCAAGCAUUGAAAUGAAUCAUCAGAGUGCAGAAGGAAGGACAUCUGACUGCCAUCAUCAGGCUGCAGAUUGUAUUUCUUGGACUGCUGAAGCCUGAUUACUAUCAUAUCACUGCAAUACAAAGAAAAGUGUCCGACAGAAUAUCUGCCAGGUGUUUGUUGCAGAUUCAUGUCUGCUGCAAAAAUUGCUACAAAUGAAGACUGCUAGAUAUGAACAUCAGGCGUAAGACUGCAACCAUCAGAUGUAUUCUGCAGACAUACCACAGGCCUACAGCACCUGGGUCUCCAGUUCUCUGUCUGUACAGAUCUCUUAUGAGAAAAAUAAGACUGGUAGGUGGAUUGAUCGAAUGUCCUGUGGCUUUGUGAAAUCUGUUCUGUGUUUGUUUUGUCAGUCAGCAUAAGGGCUCAGUUGAACCAGUGUUUACUAACAACACAGACAUUUCAAAGGAAAAUACUGUAUGUGCUUUAGUCACUAAUGUGAUGGAUAGCUGGUAGACUGUUACCAUCAAGCUUUUGACCCUCUCAUGACUUUCUCAGUCACAGUGAGAUUGCAGAUUAUUGGCCAAAGCACAAGUAGACUAGUUAACAAAACAUUAAUACAAAUCAGAGAUAUUUGCACUUCUUAAUCAGACUUGACAAGAGUUGACCAUAUGCAUUUAGUAAUUAUGUUAAAGUGAAGUAUGUGAUUUGUUUUAGCUACAUUUUCAUUACCAUUGCUAUGGUUUGUAAUAGAGAUGUUCCGAUACCAUUUCUUCCUUCCCAAUACCAAUUCCGAUAACUGAAUUUGGUGAAAUUGGUCAAAACCGAGGACUGAUCCGGUACCAUUGCAUUAAAAAAAUGUUGUAGCUGUUUACUACUAAGCCUACCUGUAUGGGUGUGAUAUGAUUAAUGUCAUUAUUGUAUGGCAUAGCUCAGGUUAAACCCAUUGUAAAACAUGAACUGAUUUAUGAAUGCCAUAGAAUCUUUCUUUUAUUAUCUAAUUUCAAUCAUAAUAAAUCUUGAAAUAAAUAACAUUUCCUACACUAGUUGUCCUGAGACUAGUGCCACAACUCAAAAUUAAAGCCUUGCAUAUUGUACAUGUUGCCUUUUUACUGGUGGGACUUAACAGUGUAAAAUAUUGCCAAAUUGCAAAGUUACAUUUUGCUAAUGGCUAAUGUUACACUGUUUACUGGAAAUCAGUUCCUCACCAUGCUAAAAGAGUAGUUUCUAGUGGCUGCACAGCGCAACUUCCUGUUUAAGCUACUGUUUUAGAGCAGCAAAGAAGAAUUCAUUUCUGGCAAAACUGCCAUUCUAUCUGAGUGUUUAUUAAUAAAUUAUGUGGUAUCGGAUCGGUGUAUAGCCUUGAGUACUCGCUGAUACUUGAUAGCGUUUUUUAAGCAGUAUCGGAGGCAUUUCCGAUACUAGUAUUGGUAUUGGAGCAACUCUAAUUUUUUAAUGAAAGACUCCGUCUCUAAACCAGGUGUGGGUGCAUAAUUCAUUACUGGAGACAUUAACCAAACUACUGAAUUAAUCCUAUGGUUGCUUCCCCUGUUACUGUCCAAUACAUGUAAUUUUAAGGACAAAAUUACAAAUUACAAUAACAAAAUGAAAAACAUACACUUGGUUGGGCUCAUUUAAUAUAUUUGCAUAUAUAUGAAUUAUCGCUUCAUUUUCUUCCCUUAAAAAAAACGGUCCAUAAAACUGGACCGACCAGAUCUAAAGCAAACAUUAACAGGGGAAACGGUUAAAGAUGCCGGGUGUCACCAUCAGGACAGCGAUAAUGCAGAAUGAAUCUGGUAAUGGGUUGUGUGUCAGUGAAUAUGACUGAGGAUUUUUAUUUACCUGAUGUGGUCAGAAUCAGCAGUUAUACAAUAAACUGACUAUAAGUUCCCAGUUUAGAAAGGAUAUAUCUCUUUACUUUUUUAUUUUCUUCAUUAUUUUCUUCGUCUCUCAAGAUGAGGCCUCUAUCUAAAUGAUCUCCUUGCCACAUUUUAAAAUGUCUAUCGCCUAAGUCACCCAGUUGGUAAAAGCACAAAGACAUGCAAAUGUUCAGUUUUUUUUUUUCCUUCUCCCUGCUACCUUUGGCAUGCAGGUGAGUCGGCGGGAUUUUGAAUUAUGCAGGAAAUGUUAAAUCAUUUAAACUCCCCCUGCUCAGCGGACAUGAUACAGAUCCAACACAAUUUGAAAACAUGCCUUUUAGUGAUGUGUGUAUGUGUGUGUGUUUAUCUCUGUGUGAGUGUUUGUGCAAGGCUUUAUGACCUUUGUGUGAGCUGGCAGUCAGCACCUUAGUUUUUGCACAGUACUUUAAUCUACUUAACUCUUUCUUGUAUAUUGUCCUCCAUCAGUAAGGUGGAGCCUAAAGGCCUUAGGUUACCUGUGAGUAUCAGCUGCUAAAAUGUGGAGUCUAGUCAACUAAAAGAAAACAGGAGGGGGAGGGUUAUAUACAGACAGUUUCAACUGAAAAUGCUGCUCCUGAGCUGGCAGUCAUUGUACAUGUUAUGUCGUGAAAAAUACACAAAGUGUGUCAAGAAAAAUUGUCCUCCUACAUUGUCACAAAAUUUAUAAAUUGUCAGUGUAUCGUGGUGUUUGGAUUGGGGUUCUGUCACAUCACCUGACUCUCUUCCUAAGGAUUCCUGUGGGAUUGCAUAGCUGGUUUCCACCGCUUUCGUCUGCAGUUUGUAACAGUCCUGCGGUACAGUGGAUGACAUUUUUGGAUACAAAUGCCUUCCCCCAGAGAAGGCACAGUUUCGAUCUCAGUCUGGAUCUAAUCAAGGCUGCGUGGGACAUGCAAUGCAUAAUGGGAAUGUGUGAAUAAACAAAGUUAAAUCUUG